Nicotiana tabacum (common tobacco) is the source of this 1346-nucleotide messenger RNA. RefSeq names its product syntaxin-71. Gene Ontology annotation, molecular function: SNARE binding; SNAP receptor activity. Gene Ontology annotation, cellular component: endomembrane system; SNARE complex; membrane. The record is from RefSeq and is a predicted model, not a curated record. Gene Ontology annotation, biological process: intracellular protein transport; vesicle fusion. Lineage: Eukaryota; Viridiplantae; Streptophyta; Magnoliopsida; Solanales; Solanaceae.
UUGUUAAGUCUAUUCCAGCCUGUACACCCACAGCAGCAAUGUCUUCCCCUGUUUGAAAAAACAAAACUCCCAACUAAUACCCCAAAACUGUUCCCUUUUCUUCCAAUCUCUUCUCAAUUGGUCAUUGCUUUUUUUUUUUCUUUUCUUGUUGCAUUCUUUGAUGUGCCUAUUCUCCGUCGCCAUUUGACAUAAGCUGAAAUCUGAGCAGAGAAAAUAUUCAAAAUGAGUGUAAUCGACAUUCUUACUCGCGUCGAUUCAAUUUGCAAGAAAUACGACAGGUACGAUAUCGAUAAGCAGAAAGAUUCAAACAUCUCCGGCGAUGAUGCCUUCGCUCGCCUUUACGCUGCGGUCGAUGCCGACAUUGAAGCUGCUCUUCAGAAAGCAGAGACAGCUUCGAAGGAGAAAAAUAGAGCGUCUGCUGUGGCGAUCAAUGCUGAGAUUCGAAGAACUAAGGCUAGAUUAGUAGAGGAGGUUCCCAAAUUGCAAAGAUUGGCUAUGAAGAAGGUUAAGGGGCUUUCAAGUGAAGAAUUUGCUGCACGUAAUGAUUUGGUCCUGGCAUUGCCUGAUAGGAUAAGUGCAAUUCCAGAUGGUGCAGCAGCUGCACCCAAACAAUCAGGAGGGUGGGGAAGUUCAGGUCCUCGUGCAGAAAUUAAAUUUGAUUCAGAUGGACGUUUUGAUGAUGAGUACUUCCAACAAACUGAAGAAUCAAGUCAAUUCCGACAUGAGUAUGAAAUGCGCAAAAUGAAACAGGACCAAGGUUUGGAGGUCAUAUCAGAAGGUUUGGAUACAUUGAAAAACAUGGCCAGUGAUAUGAAUGAGGAGUUGGAUAGGCAAGUUCCUCUGAUGGAUGAAAUUGACACUAAGAUCGACAAGGCUUCAUCUGAUCUUAAGAAUACGAAUGUUAGGCUUAAGGACACGGUUAACCAGCUGAGAUCUAGUCGAAACUUCUGCAUUGAUAUUGUUUUACUGAUCAUAAUUCUCGGAAUUGCAGCCUAUUUGUAUAAUGUAUUGAAGAAGUAAGUUCUCCUCUGCGGGCAUUCCCACUUUCCUAAAUUGGAGGAUUUGGUUGUAGAUUUCUUUUUGUGUGCUUGUGUAUACACCUUGAUAAUUUGCUUCUUUUCUUCUGGUUUCUAUUGUCGAGGCGUCAGACGUGUCUGGAUACUCUCUUUCCUUUUCUUCCGGCAUUUGUUGAGAAAGGCCUUACUAUUCUUUGUCUCCUCCCAAGGGCUAGUUUUAUAUUUUUCGAAACAAGGAUCAGAGAUUUCCAGUUGUAUUUGUGGUAGCUUUUCAAUGUAUUACACUCUCCUUUCUACUAUUUUGAACUUUUAUCGUUGCAUUAUUUGGUA